Molecule: messenger RNA, 1043 nt
Organism: Thrips palmi
Lineage: Eukaryota; Metazoa; Arthropoda; Insecta; Thysanoptera; Thripidae
Exons: 5
Coding region: 165-857 (230 amino acids)
Source: RefSeq, a predicted model, not a curated record
UGUCCCAAGUGAAAUGAAAACAACAUAAACAAACAAGCUUCAAACCACAAGUCUUCCUUUAACAAUACCAAUUUGUUACUAAUCGAAAUUAACCGUGUUCUCCUUUCUCUUGAUAUCUGUCUUACUCUUUUUUGAGAGUUUACCUUCUAAAGGAAUCGUCAAGCAUGGAAUCAAUGGAUGAAGAGGAUGUAGAAAACGUCCCACUCUCUCCUGAGGAAAUUGAAUUUGAGCAGACAGUUGCAAGAUAUGAUGAGGUUUUGGCAAAAUUGAAACUGCUGCGAGCUCGCCUUUUGAUGAAUUCAGCUAAUUUAGCAGGAGAUUUAUCAAAAGGAUCCAGAAGUUCACAAGACGUUUUAGAUGUUACUCAAAGCCUCAACGUAAUUGAAGAAAAGUUCCAUUAUUUGAGCAUUCAAGAAGAGAUGCUGAAACAAAUAAAAGUUUCUACACUUGCUUGCGAAAUUGUCACUAGUGACAGUCCUAAUGAUGGCCUUGACACUUUACUAAAAGAACACUGUGCCAAUCAAGCAAAGCUCCUUGAACUUUCAAAAUCUAUCAGAAAUGAGAAACUGAAACAGAAAAAAGGAAUAGAAAAGCUUUUAGAUCGGCUCUCUCAAUUUACUGCAUCACUGAAAGACGACCAAGAGAAACUUGAUGGAAAUUCUGAAGCGGAUUCUGAGACCAAUCUUAAAUUGAAGCAAAGCUUGGAGAAACAAAUAAAGGACAUACGGUUCAUGCAAAUUUGCAUCUCACAGAUUAUUGUAAACAAGCAAGUAGACUUAAGGCAGUCUCAAAAAUUAACUGGCAUUUUAAAAUCUGCAAGAAGUCCAAUAACUUCCAUUGAACAUUUUAUUUCAUGAUUCAAAUAUGUUUUCCUGUUGAUAAUGUGCAAUUUUACUGUAGCAAUUUCUCUGUCUCUCUUAUUUACUAGGUUUAAGAAACUUAAUGAAGAUUGUAAAAAUUAUUAUGUGAUUUUUAUUUUUUUAAAGUUGAGUUUGUGAUGUCUUAUUUGGUCAUGAUUAAAGAUUAUGUUUCAUAGCACUGCA